AUAGAUCUUUCAAAACCAAUUGUUGUACUUAUUCGAAAUGUAUUUCCUAAUCUGAUUACCAAAUGUAUGGCCAAACCUUUCUUGUGAAAUGAAACAAACCGACCAUCUGGCUGUCUCCACCCCUGGACUGGGGGCGGGUAUCUGCAGGCAGCUAUGUAUUAGUUACGAGCACCCAUUACCAAUCCUGAAUUUGGUCUGAUGACACAGCCAUCCUGUGCCAACCGAGCCAGAAUAGAUUCCUACACUGGUGUACAGCUGCACUGGGGUCAGACAGAUUUCCUGUUCAGAUUAAAACACGGCAGUGUCGAUGCAAGAAAGUAUGUCUUGAGAAAUGUGUUGUACUCCAAAUGGUCCCAUUAUCCCAACUGUUUCACCGAAAAAGAUCGAACAACUUCUUGUUUUUUUCGCCGUUUUUCAGUCUUCUCAUCCUUGUAUUGAGUGAUCGGGGGCACCGGGAUGGCGUUUUUGGAGAAGCAGUCCACGGGAAGGGUACUAUUGGAUGAUACGGUGGCCCUUACAGCACUGAUCGAGGCCAGCCAAAAUCUACAAUCUCACACGGAAUACAUCAUUCGAGUACAAAGGGGUGUUUGUACAGAAAACAGUUGGCAGGUCAUAAAGCGAUACAGCGACUUUGAUAUGCUGAAUAGCAGUUUGUUGGUCUCUGGCGUCAGCCUGCCUCUACCACCUAAGAAGUUGCUAGGUAACAUGGACAGGGAGUUCAUAGCAGAGAGACAGAGAGGACUACAGGUCUACUUAGACUUUAUUACUCAGCAUCACAUCCUAGCCACCUGCCAACUGGUCAAGAAGUUCCUCGACACCAACAACUACUCUGCCAACUACACAGAAAUCGCCUUACAGCAGGUAUCCAUGUUCUUCAGGUCGGAUCCUAAGUGGGAAGUGGUGGAGCCUCUGAAAGACAUUGGGUGGAGGAUACGGAAGAAAUAUUUCCUAAUCAAAAACAAAGAACAACCCAAGGAACGUCAAGUGUUGAGUUGGGUGGACUUGGGUCCAGAUAAAUUCCUGUCAGACAAAGACCUUCAGUCGACCAUGAAGCUCCUACCCAGCCUCACUAAUCCGUACAUCUACCCGGUGACAUUUGCCAACACCAGUGAGUUGUCUGCUCUGGUCAUCAGGAUGUUUCAUGAAAAAGGCACUCUGAGGGAUCUCAUAUGUAAGGUGAAGCCUAAAGAGGCCUUUAUGAGGAAGUACUGCAGCCCCAAGAAGAUCCAGGGACUGGAGCUGCAGCAGAUCAGAACGUACGGACGACAGAUUCUGGAGGUUCUGAGGUUCCUCCAUGACAAAGGUUUUCCGUACGGUCACCUCCAUGCCUCUAACAUAGUGGUAGAAGACAACACGUGUAAAGUACUGGACAUAGAGAACAGCCUCCUGGGCCUGCCCUCGUACUACCGGCCCUACAUCACACAGUUCAGGAAAAUCAACACGACAGAGAGUAUAGACGUAUACUCGUUUGGACACUUACUGUAUGAAAUGACGUACGGAAGACCUCCUGAUGCUGUGCCUGUCUACCAGUACCCUGCUGUGACUUACACCUCAGUGGUGUCUGUGCUGCAAUCCAUCCUGUCCACAGAUGCCUGUAAGACUGGGAUGCCCACUGUUGCACAACUGCUGCAGACACCGCUGUUCAGCGAUGUGCUGCUGUUUCACUCAGAGAAACUCCAGUUCAAGAUCCCCACCAAAUUAAGAGACGCCUUGAAAACCGCCAAAGAGUGCAUGGAAAAGCGACUCCAAGAAGAGCAGAAAACGAACCAGCAGCACAGGAGGCUGACCAGAGCUCAGUCCCACCACGGCUCAGAGGAGGAGAAGAGGAGGAGGAAGAUACUGGCUAGAAAGAAGUCCAGACAGUCAGCCUAUGAGAACGAGGAGGAUCUCUCUGUGAAGUACAACAACAACUCUGGUUCAGGAGCCAGCUCCCCACCGACCUCUCCCUCCUCCCCCACCCCUCCUCACACUACAGGAGUUGCACCACCUCCUCCUCCUCCUCUACCUCCUCCAAGUGAUAACCCUGGCCAGUCCCACGCCCCUCCGCAUCCUCCUCUCCCUGGGCCAGGUCCUCCUCCUGCCAACGGUAUAGGGCGUGGUGCCCUCCUCAGCUCCAUCACGUCAUUCAGUAUAGGCAAACUGAAGAAAGCAGUGACCAUCGACCGCAGCAUCCAACACUCUGAAGAGGACCGCUCUUCCUUCUCGUCCUGACCCUGUGGCCCCAGUCACCCCUAAAGGUUACCUGUCGUCCUGACCCUGUGGCCCCAGUCACCCCUAAAGGUUACCUGUCGUCCUGACCCUGUGGCCCCAGUCACCCCUAAAGGUUACCUGUCGUCCUGACCCUGUGGCCCCAGUCACCCCUAAAGGUUACCUGUCGUCCUGACCCUGUGGCCCCAGUCACCCCUAAAGGUUACCUGUCGUCCUGACCCUGUGGCCCCAGUCACCCCUAAAGGUUACCUGUCGUCCUGACCCUGUGGCCCCAGUCACCCCUAAAGGUUACCUGUCGUCCUGACCCUGUGGCCCCAGUCACCCCUAAAGAUUAUCUGUCGUCCUGACCCUGUGGCCCCAGUCACCCCUAAAGGUUACCUGUCGUCCUGCUCAAUCAUAUUUUUGCUCUUUGUUUUUUUUUGCUUCUAAAUUUAGUUCCCGUCCGAUGAGUUGACCCCCAGCCCCGCCCCUUAAGGUUUGAGGUAGGGGACGGGGCAUCAACUCCUUUCCAAUAUGGCCGCCUCGUUGGUUCUCCCUUUAGCACAAAAAGGACUGGUCAGUGGACUGUACAGGUGGCUUAAAGAUGAGGUGGCAUCAGCCUGGUGUCUAUCUGGAAGACUGCAGUGAAUGACUUUAUGAUUUCAGUGGAACGUCUUUCUUCUUAUUUACAGCGAAGUGACUUGAAUGAAACGUACAAGCAACUGUGAGGGAAGUGAUUCAGAAAGCAAACACAUGAACCACAGGUGUUUUAGAGGGACUGGGACUCUGACCUGACAUCCAACAGCCGUGUCAUCACCGUGAGACGACUAUGAAAGAACUGUCUGUGUCAUCACAGUGAAACGACUAUGAAAGAACUGUCUGUGUCAUCACCGUGAGACGACUAUGAAAGAACGGUCUGUGUCAUCACAGUGAGACGACUAUGAAAGAACUGUCUGUGUCAUCACAGUGAGACGACUAUGAAAGAACUGUCUGUGUCAUCACAGUGAGACGACUAUGAAAGAACUGUCUGUGUCAUCACAGUGAGACGACUAUGAAAGAACUGUCUGUCAUCAUCACAGUGAGACGACUAUGAAAGAACUGUCUGUGUCAUCACAGUGAGACGACUAUGAAAGAACUGUCUGUGUCAUCACAGUGAGACGACUGAAAGAACUGUCUGUGUCAUCACAGUGAGACGACUAUGAAAGAACUGUCUGUCAUCAUCACAGUGAGACGACUAUGAAAGAACUGUCAUCACAGUGAGACGACUAUGAAAGAACUGUCUGUCAUCACAGUGAGACGACUAUGAAAGAACUGUCUGUCAUCAUCACAGUGAGACGACUAUGAAAGAAUUGUCUGUGUCAUCACAGUGAGACGACUAUGAAAGAACUGUCUGUGUCAUCACAGUGAGACGACUAUGAAAGAACUGUCUGUGUCAUCACUGUGAGACGACUAUGAAAGGACUGUCGGUCUGUUAUGUUUAUUGUAUCUAUUUUUUUUUAGCUUUUUGUUUUCUUCGAAUGAAUGGAAGGAGAUGUGAUGCUGUUGGACUGUCUGUGUUGCUUAUAUCUAUGUGCCACAUUCAUCUCUGUGCCUGCGUCAAUAUAUGGCCUUGUGUCCCAAAUGGCAUCCCAUUUCCUAUACAGUGCACUACUUUAGUAGUAGUCUGCUAUAUAGGGGAUAGGGUGCCAUUUUCAAAUGCACAGAUAAGAUACAAAUAAAUCUAUGGACGCUGCAAGGAUUAAAACCUCAGUUUACCCAUGGUCGCUUGUUUAGUAAACGAGAACCACCAGAAAUCUGUCAUCAUUCAGUAUGCAAAAUAAUUAACCCAAAUGAUGACAUGCUGUACUUACUGGUAUUAAUCAGUAACAGUAUACAAAUUAAGAUUCAAAUACCUUUUUUAAAAGAUUGUUUUGCUUUUUCCUCUCCAAAAUAGCAGUGUAAAGAUGUUGAAGGAUCAACUAUUUCUCUGCUGCACUUGACCGAGGGGGAGGGCUUUUCUCUACGAUCCAGGGUUGACACACAACUAUGAGCGGUUUACUGGGAGAAUGUAUCUAAAAAUCGAUUCUGGUGUUUACAAGAAAUUAAUCCUAAUCCCUGAAAUGAGUUAACUUGCUAAUCUGUUAUUGAUCAUCAUAAUCUGUACCUCUGCUACAUCCCAACCACUGUCAGAGGAACUGAAGGAACAGUACAUCCUCAAUCUGUCUGAAAAGCAAAGUUACAAUCUGCAUAACUGUCUGAAAUGCUUUGUCUUGUCAACAUUACAAGAUUAACCUGUUUUGUAGAUUGAUACAUUGGCACAUUCAGGACUAUUACUAAUUGGCUGCAUUUGCACAGGUAGCCCAAUUCUUAUCUUUUGCCAAUAAUUGGUCUUUUGGCCAAUCAUAUCAUUUGCCAAUAAUUGGGCAACAGAUAAGAACUGGGCUGCCCGUGUAAACGCAACCAUCGAGUUUCAUUAUCUCUGCUUAUUGUUACCUUCUUUUUACAUCACUAACAGAGUGGUGUGUCCUUGUAUGUAACAAUACCCAGAAUACAUUUCCCCUCAUUAUGUAAUUUUAUCCAAUCUCUCACCUCUCUCUCUCUUUUCCAGUUCAGGGGGUCGUCUAAGCGAGGCUUCAGUAUGACAUUGUGUUUAUUUGGCAGCCGUUUCUCCUAUAAGAAUGCUCCAUGCUGCAUAGUUUAUGUAAUUAAUAAUGCUGUUAGUUUAUAAUUAAGUCUUUCUAUCAUCGCUGCCUGCCAACCUUUCUGAUUUGCACUGCUGAGUAUGGAGUUUUCAAGUAAAUACUAUACCACCUUUUGGCAGUAUGAAUUAACAACUCGGUGACAGGAAAACAAAAAUAUUUUAUGAUUGAAGAUGACUGCACUUUAAGAUGAAGUUACUAACAUUUUCCAAACCCUUUUUUUGGGUUUGGGUGGUGGGGGUUGUAUGAAACCAUAUAUUGUCCGUCUGCUGCAUUAAAACAUUAAAAUUUAUAACUGUUUGGGGUUUGUAUGUUUCACCCUGCACAGCUGUGUCGGAAAAAGAAAAGAAAAAUACAAUGUUAUCUACAUUGUCGUAUUAUACUUAUUUUAUUAAAAUCAUGGACUGAAA
Molecule: messenger RNA, 5275 nt
Organism: Oncorhynchus gorbuscha (pink salmon)
Lineage: Eukaryota; Metazoa; Chordata; Actinopteri; Salmoniformes; Salmonidae
Gene: pxk
Product: PX domain containing serine/threonine kinase
Exons: 18
Coding region: 457-2211 (584 amino acids)
Biological process (GO): protein phosphorylation; endosome to lysosome transport; early endosome to late endosome transport
Cellular component (GO): extrinsic component of endosome membrane; late endosome; early endosome
Molecular function (GO): protein kinase activity; ATP binding; actin binding
Source: RefSeq, a predicted model, not a curated record